ACUUCCCGAUGUAACGUUGUCCCAAGUCUAGCCCUACCCAGGAGGACUCCGUGCAUACAUAAUCUAGUAUCUCUCACAUUCAUCCGAAUUAUCACCCCAGCACCAUGUCCAGUUCCGACUCUGAAUCCUCCCCCGCCAGCUUCCAUCUGGCCGACGGGCUGGGAUAUGCCCUCCAACAAAGUCACCGGUCGGUGAUCCGCCUCAACCUGCAGCACUUUCUCUGGCGCCAAGAAUUUGGUUACAGCAUCCAUCCCUCCAUCCCCACCACGCCGGCACCUCGAAAGAUAGUCGAUGUAGCCUGCGGGACGGCCCUCUGGCUGAUCGAUGUGGCCCACGAAUUACCCCCCACCACCCAGUUGGACGGGCUGGAUAUUGACCUCACGCAAGCGCCGCACCCGGCGUGGCUGCCCGCCAAUGUGCACCUCGACCAUUGGGACCUUUUCACUCCGGUGCCCCCGCCCCGGCAGGAGCAAUAUGAUCUGGUCCAUGUGCGACUCUUGGUACUCGUGCUAUCCGGUCUCGAUCCCAUGCCGGUGAUCCGACGGCUCUUCCAGUUGGUCACCCCGGGAGGCUACCUGCAGUGGGAUGAAUUGGACUGCGUCAAUCUGUGCCUCAAGAAGGUGGACCCGGGCAUUGCGGCCCCAGCAUUGGAGGAAAUUCGCGUGGGCUCGCAUGCCGACGGUCGUCAUGAUUGGGCCUUGGAUUUACCGCGGCUGUUGGCCGAAGCGGGCUUUGAGGAGGUCACCAUGCAUCACUACGCGGAACCCCCGGAGAUGGUUCGCGCCUUUAAUGACCUGCAUUUGUUGACCAUGGAGGAAUUCGCCACCCGAUUGGCGGGACAAGGCCAACACAAGGCUGCCGCUCGAUUUACCCAGCUCAUUCAGGCGGGCUAUCAGGAGUCGGUGAACGGGGCCGCCAUCUCAUUUCCGCGGGUGGUGGUGGUGGCUAAGCGACCGGCGUGACGGACUCCGACGGACCAGGUUUAUGUAGACUCUAUCUAUAGGUAGAUACUCCGGAGCUAGUGCAGACUGUUGGAUGGGUCUUGGUCAUGAGAUGCGCUAAAGAUUAGUGCUGAUGGGAGAGAUGGUCCGUAUAGGGCUAGGACAAGGCUGUCCAAUGGCCACCACUGAUAUUCCCCACCCUCCCUCAUCGACCCAUGCAUUA
Messenger RNA from Aspergillus ibericus CBS 121593, 1164 nucleotides. Its product is annotated as S-adenosyl-L-methionine-dependent methyltransferase. Lineage: Eukaryota; Fungi; Ascomycota; Eurotiomycetes; Eurotiales; Aspergillaceae. The transcript has a single exon. The record is from RefSeq and is a predicted model, not a curated record. Bases 105 to 962 code for a protein of 285 amino acids.